Molecule: messenger RNA, 1854 nt
Organism: Lottia gigantea (owl limpet)
Lineage: Eukaryota; Metazoa; Mollusca; Gastropoda; Lottiidae
Exons: 11
Coding region: 1-1248 (415 amino acids)
Biological process (GO): response to ATP; monoatomic cation transmembrane transport
Cellular component (GO): plasma membrane; nuclear inner membrane
Molecular function (GO): extracellularly ATP-gated monoatomic cation channel activity; purinergic nucleotide receptor activity
Source: RefSeq, a predicted model, not a curated record
AUGGCUCCUACAAUAGUACGCUCUGCUCUAAGUGUAUUUUUUGAGUAUGACACGCCUAGAAUAGUACAUAUCCGUAGUAAAAAAGUUGGUGUAAUCAAUAGAUUUCUUCAGAUUUGUAUAAUAUCAUAUAUUAUUGGGUUUGCCAUUGUGUAUAAAAAAGGAUACCAAGAAUUUGAUGAUGUUAAUAGUGCUGUAACCACUAAAUUAAAGGGGGUAGCUCUGACUAAUUUAACAGAUGAAGAAGGUAUUAAUGGUACUCGGGUAUGGGAUGUAGCUGAUUAUGUUAUACCUCCACAGGAAAACAAUGCUUUUUUCGUGACAACAAAUUUGAUUGUAACUCCAGCUCAACAACAAGAUAUAUGUGAAGAAAGCCCAUCUGUAGAGGAUGGUAUUUGCAGUCCAAGUAAACCAUGUAUACCAAAUACACCAGUCGUCAAUGGCAACGGUAUUAAAACUGGUGAAUGUAUAAAGUCCAGUAGAAAUGAAUCUGUUAAUGUAUGUAUGAUAUAUGCUUGGUGUCCUGUAGAAAAAGAUGCUAAACCUGCAGAGCCAGUGUUACUAGCAUCUCAAAAUUUCACAGUUUUCAUAAAAAACAACAUCAAAUUUCCCAAGUUUAACGUUAGUAGACGGAAUUUGCCAGACAGUGCAUCAGAUACCUUUCUCCAGAGUUGUAGGUAUGCAAAUGAUGCCGAAAAUAAAACUUGUCCAAUAUUUCAACUUGCACAGAUCGUUGGGUCAGCAAAUCAAGAUUACCGUAAAAUGGCAGAGCAGGGAGGAGUAGUACAGAUAUUGAUACAAUGGAAUUGUAAUCUAGACUACAGUCAAUCAGAGUGUGUACCAGAAUAUCAGUUCAGAAGACUGGAUAGUGACGACUACAAGGUUUCUAAAGGUUUUAAUUUUAGAUAUGCUGAAAACUAUAUUGAAAAUGGUGUCUCUAAAAGGACAUUGAUUAAAGCGUAUGGUAUCAGAUUUAUAGUUACUGUUGAAGGCCGAGCAGGAAAAUUUAAUGUGGUACCUUUAAUACUCAAUGUUGGCAGUGGUAUAGCUUUAUUAUCUGUUGCUACCAUAAUCUGUGAUAUAGUUGUAUUAUAUUUCUUAAAAGCCAGAUAUUUUUUCCGUGAAAAGAAAUAUUUAGAUGUUAAAGGAACUGAUGCCUAUGAGACAUUAGAUGAAGAAAGAGAUGAUAAAUCAGGUUCUGUUACAAGAAGAAAGAGCGCGACCAGUUCAGAUUUACAUAGUGAAGAUUAGCUGUUUUAUCAAGAAAAGUAUCAAUUUUAUUUUAGUGGCUGUUACUUACCGGUUAAUUUUUAAUUCAAAAUAAUCUUUGUGUUUUUGUUUAUAUGUGUUUUUAAAAGUUACAUUAAGGAUGCACAUUUACGGUCUUCCAAAAAAUACCAUUUGAGGAAAGGAAACAAGUGCCUUUACAUGUCACUUAUCUGUGAUAAGAAUAUAGAUAGAGCUCAUAUUUAAUAUAUAUAGAGCUCAUAAUGUAAUAUAUAUAGAGCUCAACUUUAAUUUAGAUGGAGCUCAACUUUAAUGUAGAAGUUGAGCUGUAUCUAUAUAAAACUCAACUUUAAUACAGAUAGAGCUCAACUUUAAUACAGAUAGAGCUCAACUUUGAUAUAGAGCUCAACUUUAAUACAGAGCUCAACUUUAAUACAUAUAGAGCUCACUUUGAUAUAGAUAGAGCUCAACUUUAAUACAGAUAGAGCUCAACUUUGAUAUAGAGCUCAACUUUAAUACAGAUAGAGCUCAACUUCGAUAUAGAUAGAGCUCAACUUUAAUAUAGAUAGAGCUCAACUUUGAUAUAGAUAGAGCUCAACUUUAAUUUAGAUGGAGCUCAACAUUAGUAAG